GUCCUCCCCUUUCAUCACUCCUCCUCUCACAAACCCUGCUCUGUUCAGCGUGAAAGACGAGAAAUUGCUGGACAAUUUGUUCUGCGAUGCGACUUUUUACUCAGUCAUUUUUGUACGAUGAUUCUUGGUCGAUAGUCUCAUUGGCAUUCCUUCUUCGAUAUCCAAAUCCUUAUGCGUCACAUGUCGUUUCCUGCGAUGUUGUCUCUCGCACUUUUACCCCUCAAGGCACCCUAUCCACGCGUAGGCUUAUUCUGAAGCGCGGUGCCGUUCCUAAAUGGGCGCCGAAAAACAUCGUCUCGAGGGCCGAAAGCUGGGUAAUUGAGGAGAGUGAGGUGGAUCCUUUUGGGAAGGUGGUACGCUGUCAGACGAAAAACCUAGACCAUGUCAAAGUCAUGGAGGUGCAGGAAUUUGUCGAAUUACGCGAAGCUGAGAACGGUGGAACAGUCCAAACGACUCAAGCCCGAAUUGUGUCACGUUUCGGGUGGGGUUUGACGAAACGUAUUGAAAAUCACGGAUUGGCAAAGUUUAAAGCCAACAUUCAAAGGUCUCGAGAAGGUGUCGCUUCCGUAUUGCAACUCCUUCGCGAGUCUCGACUUCAGAAAGGCACCUUACAGGCUGCUUCCGCUCGGUAGCUGGGACGACUGACACGUCCUGGUCUAAUACCUACGAUACUUCAAUAUAGAAACAUGUCAAAUACCCACGUUCCAGGCACUGACGACUUGGCCCAUGGGUCGGAGGUGAUAAUUACUUACUACCUUGGACGAUUCUCCCCACUCCUCGCUCAUUGUGCUUCCCUCGCUUUGAUAUCGUUGUAUGGCCCGUCUCGUCGUUUCGUUAAUUCUCUUUAGUAGUUGAGUACUUGCAAGAAUCCCACUACCAGUUGUAUUAGUAGUUUAGCAUUUCAUUUAUAUAUGCACUCGCACGGUUCGUUCGGC
Fomitiporia mediterranea MF3/22 is the source of this 935-nucleotide messenger RNA. Its product is annotated as MSF1-domain-containing protein. The record is from RefSeq and is a predicted model, not a curated record. Gene Ontology annotation, molecular function: phosphatidic acid transfer activity. Gene Ontology annotation, biological process: phospholipid transport. The transcript has 4 exons. The coding region runs from base 87 to 632 and encodes 181 amino acids. Lineage: Eukaryota; Fungi; Basidiomycota; Agaricomycetes; Hymenochaetales; Hymenochaetaceae. Gene Ontology annotation, cellular component: mitochondrial intermembrane space.